Messenger RNA from Exaiptasia diaphana, 1657 nucleotides. Its product is annotated as LETM1 domain-containing protein 1. Gene Ontology annotation, biological process: intracellular monoatomic cation homeostasis. The coding region runs from base 1 to 1065 and encodes 354 amino acids. NCBI's taxonomy places the organism in Eukaryota, Metazoa, Cnidaria, Anthozoa, Actiniaria, Aiptasiidae. Gene Ontology annotation, molecular function: ribosome binding. The transcript has 7 exons. Gene Ontology annotation, cellular component: mitochondrial inner membrane. The record is from RefSeq and is a predicted model, not a curated record.
AUGGCGGCCAAGAUAUCACGAUUUUCAAGACUUUCUGCUUUCUCGUCGUCUUCUUUCUUGGAUGCAGUUUUAAGAAGUAAUACAAAUACAUUUCUAAGGUCAUCUGUAUAUUUAAGUUACCAAAUAAGUGAAGUCCAUAGAAGUUCUACUUCAAAAUCGGUUAGACGAAAUGGCAAUGGCAGAAGCGAAGGAAGGUUGCAUCAUUUCAAAAAAAUAUUGAAACAGUUUAUGACUGGAAGUAAAGAUUUAGGAUCAGAUGUUAAACGAUUGGUAGCUAUACGAAAAAAGCUUAAGGCUAGUGGGAAAGACUGGGGAGCUUUAAGCUUAGACGAAACUCUUCAUAUGAAUCAAGUUCAGCGUGAUUUGGUUAAAACCCUCCCAGCACUGUUUGUGUUUUGUAUUCCAUUUGUUGGUUAUGCUGCUCCUCUUAUUGCGUUCAUGUUUCCCAAACACCUACUAUCACGUCAUUACUGGUUACCAGUUCAAGAAGAAACAUUUCGCAAACUUGAUACAACAAAAAGAAACAGGCACUAUCUUCCUUUGGUAAGGGAGUUAGGGAGGUAUGCUCUCCUUGAGAAAGGCAAAGGUAGCAAUUCUGAGAACCUUCUAGAUGUUUCCUUGAAGACUAUUAACAAAGAGCACCCAACAAAUGAAGAACUUUUGAAAUCUUCAGACUCAUUUUCAGAGGAGAAUAAACUUGGAUUUAAUGAGCUUCCAAAAUAUCAUUUGAAACGCUUAAGUCAAGCAUGGUUGAUUUGGCCUUGGUUGCCUCGCAGACUCCUCAGAGGAAAUCUCAGAAGACGUUUAGCAAAAAUCCGCAAAGAAGAUAUUGCCUUGAAUAGAGAAGGUCUGGAUAAUCUAGACGAACAACAGCUACAAAGAUUGUGUCAUCGACGAGGUCUGGAUGUAUCCAAUCUAGGCAGUGGAGCACUGAAAGAAUGGUUAUCAGAAUGGGUUGAACUCUCAGUUACUGCUUCAGGUCAAGAUGAUUCAUUUUUGGCUCACAUAGCAGUUUACAAAACUAUGAAUUACCACAGGAAUCCUGCUAGUAAAACCACAGAAUAACUGACAUGCUUUGGAUGGAUUUUAUAAAUACCAAGACUAAAACAGGCUUAUUGGUUAAGGUAGAGUGGUUUCCAUAAACCCAUGAAACAAAGUGUAAUAAUUAGAGUGUAAUAGAUUGUAAUAGUCGUGUAGAGACAAUAAAAAACAAAAGAGCCAAAGUGUAAUAGUGAUAAAUACGCUAAAGUGUGUUUCACGGGUUAAUGAAAACCACUCUAGGUUUCCCAUCUGUUGGAAAAAAGCAAGGAAUCAUUUGCAGUGAACAACUUAAACUCUGUGGACCAGACUAUUGUCUUCUAUUAACCAAUUGCAAUUUAUUGAUUAUUCUGAUUUUGCACCCUUCACUGAAAAACAAUUUUAAUGCAGAAAAUGAUAUCAGUAUGUCAUGUUUGACCAUUUCAGUUACCAUGUAAAUACUAUUCUUGAAACCAAAAAUAAAGUUCAGCACAUUAAAAGCCCAAAUUUUAAUUAAUGAAACCUGUAUAUAUUGUGUAUGUGUGUAAUGAGAUGACACUGGAAAUGGUGACGAGGAGUCUGAAAAUAACUGUGUUAAUGGUGCUGUUGUAUCAAAUAAACUCAAGCAUGAUUUAUUUAA